Messenger RNA from Carica papaya (papaya), 2293 nucleotides. Its product is annotated as ARM repeat superfamily protein. Gene Ontology annotation, molecular function: microtubule binding. NCBI's taxonomy places the organism in Eukaryota, Viridiplantae, Streptophyta, Magnoliopsida, Brassicales, Caricaceae. The record is from RefSeq and is a predicted model, not a curated record. Gene Ontology annotation, cellular component: microtubule.
GAUAAUAAAUGAAAUAAAAUCUGACAGAGAGAAAAAUGCGAAAACCCUCAUCAAACCCUCCCAUUUAAGCCCACACCUGUUCUUUUUUCUUAAUUUUACGUUCGAAAGUCUUGAAAUUUAGAAGCUUUUGCUUUUCUUGGUUUACGUUGACAAAAGAUAAGGGAGGAGUGAAGCAGCAGGAAUAUUGCCAGUAAAUGAAAAGAGUGGAAGCAGAUUCAACAGACUGCUCCGGAAAGAGUUAGAGAGCAGGGUUUUCCUGUUUUUCUGGGUUUUGAAAUUCUCGGGCUUUCUGUGAUUUAAGUCUAUCCGGCGAUACCCAUAUGCUAAUCUGAGCUCUUGGAUGGUUACGGGUAGAAAUCUUAGUCCAAUAUUACGGCGAGAGUUGGCAAAUCUUGAUAAAGAUGCUGAUAGCCGUAAAUCAGCAAUGAAGGCACUGAAAUCAUAUGUGAAAGAUUUGGAUUCAAAGGCAAUCCCUGUCUUUCUUGCACAAGUUUCUGAAACCAAAGAAACGGGAUCCUUGUCUGGGGAAUACACAAUAUCCCUUUAUGAAGUUCUUGCUCGUGUCCAUGGAGUCAACAUUGUUCCUCAGAUCGAUAGUAUUAUGACUACUAUUAUAAAGACACUGGCCUCAAGUGCAGGGUCUUUCCCUCUUCAGCAGGCAUGCUCAAAGGUGGUGCCGGCAAUUGCUAGGUAUGGGAUUGACCCAACAAUGCCAGAAGACAAGAAAAGGCACAUAAUUCACUCUCUUUGCAAUCCUCUUUCAUACUCUCUCUUAGGUUCCCAAGAGAGCCUUACUUCAGGGGCUGCACUUUGCUUAAGGGCACUUGUGGACUGUGAUAACUGGCGAUUUGCUUCUGAUGAAAUGGUAAAUAAGGUUUGCCAGAAUGUGGCUGUGGCUUUGGAGGUGAAAACCAAUCAGACAAAUUCACAUUUGGGUCUUGUUAUGUCUCUGGCCAAGCAUAAUGCUCUAAUAGUUGAAGCGUAUGCAAGACUGUUAAUACAAUCUGGAUUGAGAAUAUUAAAUGCUGGUGUUGCAGAAGGAAAUUCUCAGAAAAGAUUGUCUGCCAUUCAAAUGUUGAACUUUCUAAUGAAGUGUUUGGAUCCAAGGAGCAUAUUCUCUGAGGUGGAGGUGAUAAUUGAAGAGAUGGAAAAGUGUCAAUCUGAUCAAAUGGCAUUUGUCAAAGGAGCUGCUUAUGAAGCUUUGCAAACUGCAAAGCGAAUAGCAGGGGAGAAGGAAUCAAAAUUUGAGAAAUGUUCUGUUUCAGUUACUGGUUCCAACUUUGGUAGGAGAGACCACAGUAGGAGAAACUUAUCUGUGGCUGGUGAUUCCUCUCCUGCAUCUGUGUCACCUGAAUCACAAACCCUUGAUUCCUUUAUGGAAUACGAUUCUUUAGUUGAGUCACCCUUAUCAAUGACUCAGGCUUCCAACAAUUUAGACUACGAUUGUAGGAGUGUGAACCGGAAGCUUUGGAGCUUUGAAAAUGGAGGGGUAGAUGUGUCUCUGAAGGAUGGUUUCUUCUCAGAGGUGGCUCAAGGAAGUUCCAUUUCUGAUUCACCUUUGGUGGACCAUGUAUAUACUGAUAAUGGUGCAGGUUACUCACAUGAGUUUGCUGGGUUUCUGCAAAGAAGUCCUAGAAAUAGGCUGCUGAGAAGUGCUACUCCCAGUCCUCAGAGAUCACGUUCUAGGAUUAAUGUUGACAACGUUAACAUCUUUACGACUCCAAGGAAGCUUAUUCACUCUCUUCAGGAUCCUACUGAUAUCGACUCAGACUUCUCAGGGAGACAACCUCGGAGAUUCAGAAGUCCAUGUUCAAGAAACUUUGAUAGGAAACCAAAACUACACCAAGACUGUUUUCAGCAUGAUUCAGUUCAUGACUUCGAAGGGAAUGGGAAUCCUUGUAAUGCUGGUGAGCAAUCUCGAUGUGUAUCUGAAUCAGUGUCAUCAACAGAUGAGGUUCCUCUUGAUGCUGAUGCACAAAUCCCCCACAAGGCUAUUCCUCAAAAUGUAACCGAAGUGCAGAAAAUUUGCAUGGGAAAGGCCUAUGGAAAGGCUGUUUCAAGAUUAGUUUUUGGCUUCUUCAUUCUACUUGCUGUUCUUGCUUCACUUUUCUGGAUUGAUGGUCAUGAGGAACAUUAUCUUGUUCCAACUUGAUUAACCUGUCUAUUGUGUUAGAUUCUUUUCUUAUUUUAGUAAACUAGUGUACGUUAGUGUAAGGAACCUUUCUCCAAUAGAUCAACAAGCGUUUAUAAUGUCAAUCUUUCAUGUUUUUGUAACAAUGUUCAAUACUAAUGA